AGGGGCCCCCGCUGCUAUCUCCUUGAGCGGAUGGCCACAACUCAUUGUCCACCUUUUUCAAUGAAAAUUAUGACCCCCCCUGCUAAAUAACCAAACAUGGCGUGAAAAUAUUUUCAUUUUGUUGAGUUUGCCCCUCCAAGAUGCAUGUAUUUUCAAAUUCUUCUCGGUGACUCAAACUUUUUCUUCCGAAAUAAGUGAGCAGCUGUGUCCUUUAACUCCUCGUUCACUGCGCGGCGUCGAAAAUGGGGUGCAUGUGCGGCUGUGGGGAGGCGCCCCCGGACACCGACGACGAGGCAAUGCACCACAUGAUGGAGAGGAAAGUGAGUGCGAACGCCCGGGCACAGUCAAAAGGUUCACGUUUCUCGGCAGCGGAGCGCACGUCGAAGGAAGUAGCCGCGAAAGUAAAGAAGAGGAAAGGAACAGACGGAAGCUCGACCUCAGAGGAAGCAUAUCCAGAACCCGAGGGCAAGACUUCGAGGAAGACCGGGGACCCCAAGUCUGUGAAAUCAGAAAAGGGCGAGUACUUACUUAUUUACUUUUUUUGCGAGCCUCGCGAUUGUUAUAUUGCUUGAUGGUAAUGUUUUUGUGUGCUGCAUGAUAUUGAUGAUGACCGCAGCGGAUUGCCGCACAGUGGAAUUCUGUAGUCCCGGUCUCAUCGUGCUUUACACAGUGAAGCUAUCUAGAAGUAGAUGUGAAUCUUCCCAUUUCUAUGCUUCCAACAGGCAACUUCACCUGGACCCACUGAGCGGACAAAUAGUCGAGAGUGCCGCGUUUCCCUCGGAGUAUGACCGGUUCGACAAACAAGCAGCGUUUGCUAGCAAGCAAGCAACCGCAACUACGAAACUGAUGACAUGGAAACUCCAUUCUCGUCACAUUUGUGCAUAUGGUAAGGGAGAUCCGAGUGGUUCGCCACAAUGUAGUACUAUUCAAGCCAGAGAAUGUCACGACCGAUAUCUUGGGUGGUCUCAGGCGGCAUAGCUUUUGCUUUUGAAACUGUGCUUUUGCAACCUUUCUGCCUACAUACGGAGAACAGUGUGGCAGGGUCUGAUGAUGCAUGUUGUAAGUAUCUUUGGCACAGAGUGACGAACUUUGAAUGCAGUUUCCCUUGACUUUCAUAGGCGGCACACAUUCGCUCCAGAUGGACAGCCGAAACGACAUACUGAGUUGAGCUCAAAUGAUGUGACGAUGCUCGUAAUCAUUUAUCCAUACACAAAGCAUCCUCUUCCCUCUUGGAGUUAGAGUAGUAGAAGAUGAUUGAAGUAGUUUUUACAACUCGCCAAAUAACACGUUUUUAGUUUGUUUUUUCAAAAGCCAGACUGCUGCAAGGUGGUAGCGUCUGGUGGAGGCAAUCUGGGAAAGGCAGGACGGGAUUUUCUAGUUCCUCACUUGUCUGCGGUAGAAAAACGAAGGUCGGUGUCGCUCACUAGCUUCUUCGCAGGAUUGCGACGCCCCGGCAAUAUCGCUGUAUGAUUAUGAAGAGGACACUUCUGCUUAUGACGAAGCGGCAACACAAGUGAAAGACGAAGACUGCAACUAUUUCCCCGGAUAGAUUUCUGCCUUUUAUUCAUAUUUAUACAUAGAACGAAAAUGCGC
This is a messenger RNA of Amoebophrya sp. A120, 1593 nucleotides long. The record is from the annotation of a GenBank genome assembly. NCBI's taxonomy places the organism in Eukaryota, Dinophyceae, Syndiniales, Amoebophryaceae.